Molecule: messenger RNA, 9640 nt
Organism: Pantherophis guttatus
Lineage: Eukaryota; Metazoa; Chordata; Lepidosauria; Squamata; Colubridae
Gene: TEF
Product: TEF transcription factor, PAR bZIP family member
Biological process (GO): regulation of transcription by RNA polymerase II
Cellular component (GO): nucleus
Molecular function (GO): DNA-binding transcription factor activity, RNA polymerase II-specific; RNA polymerase II cis-regulatory region sequence-specific DNA binding
Source: RefSeq, a predicted model, not a curated record
GUGGCGCAUGCGCUUUGGCUAGCUUCGAGAGGGGAACGAUAGAUUUAAUUUUUUUUCUUUUCUUUUCCGCGGCGUCCGAUCCGCUGGCGUCGCUUCUCGCCUCCUCCUUCCCUCUGGGCCUCCGUGGGGGGGGCUCGAGCUCCGCCGGUCGGCCCCCUACGCAUCAAUAGCAUGUCCAGCCGUGCCGCGCCUCAGGAGGUAGCAGCGGCAGCGGGGACCGCGGGAGCCGUGCAGCAAGAACGGGGCCCGACGGGCGCUUUCCCUUUGGUGCUGAAGAAACUGAUGGAAAAUCCUCCGCGGGACGCACGCUUGGAUAAAGAGAAGAAGGAAAAACUUGAGGAAGAUGAAGCAGCAGCUGCAAGUACAAUGGCAGUCUCUGCCUCCCUCAUGCCUCCCAUUUGGGAUAAAACUAUUCCUUAUGAUGGGGAGUCUUUUCAUCUGGAAUAUAUGGAUCUUGAUGAAUUCCUGUUGGAAAAUGGAAUCCCUUCCAGUCCUGCUCAUCUAAAUCUGAAUCAGAAUCCCCUCCUGCCUGUGGCUGAACUGGAAGGAAAAGAACCUGUUACUGUUGCUACCACUCCACCUGGAUCAUCUUCCACAGUGGUUUUCAAUCUAUCAGAAACGACCAAAAAUUCAGAGUCCUCUCCAGAUGAUGAAAGAUUGACUCCUAGCCCUGUUGAUCCAGAUUGUGUUGAGAUUGAUGUGAAUUUCAACCCUGACCCUGCUGAUUUAGUGCUGUCCAGUGUGCCUGGAGGAGAGCUUUUUAAUCCUAGAAAGCAUAAAUUUGCUGACGAGGAAUUGAAACCACAGCCUAUGAUUAAAAAAGCCAAGAAAGUCUUUGUCCCAGAUGAUCAAAAGGAUGAAAAAUAUUGGACACGGCGGAAGAAAAAUAAUGUGGCAGCCAAGCGAUCUCGGGAUGCUCGGCGCCUAAAAGAGAAUCAGAUCACAAUCCGAGCUGCUUUUCUGGAGAAGGAGAACACAGCCUUGAGGACCGAAGUUGCAGAACUACGGAAGGAAGUGGGAAAAUGCAAGAAUAUUGUCUCUAAAUAUGAGAGCAGAUACGGAUCCUUUGACUUAUCCGAUUCCGAAUGAUGCAUCUUUAAAGACUCUUAAAAUCACAAAAGAAACUAAAAACUACACAUGAAACCACCUGCCAUCAAAGUGAACAGUGAGGCACACUGUAUUCUACACAAACCAUCUGAUGACUCUGCUUCUCUGCAAGUAUCUCCUUGAACUACCUAAGGGCUGAGCAUGAUGAAAAGACUAAGGUCUCUAGUUCUACAUUUCCCUUUGUACUGCUCUUUUUCCUUGUUGUGGCAAUUUGCAGUACAUUGUUUAUUUCAUUUCAACCACUUGUGGUGCUUGUGAUUCGGAAUAUAGCCUGAGCAAGCCGUAGCUUUGCAAGAUAACUCAUAGGAGGAAAGAACAAGUUUUAAUCGAAAAUCACUAAAUAAAAAAGUUAAACAUUCUGUUUUAUUCUACAAAAGGGGUAUUGAUAUUGCUUCCAAGCAUUAUUAAGUAAUAAUACUGUUGAAACAGAAAACAUAAGAAAUGGACCAGAAUAGAUCCAAUAUCAAUAUCCAAUUCAAUAUCCAAUCAGUGGAAAAAAACAAGCACCUUAAGAUGCACUGCAUAUUAUCAAAUGUUGGCAGCUGUUUUUAUCAUUCAUAAUCAUUGACAUUAGGUCUUCUUUCACUCAUGAGGGCCGCACUGAUCUGAUAUUGCCCUGCCCCUAUGUCCUGUCAGUCUGUGGACUUUUGAGAAACUGAACUGAAUAACUGUUAGUCCUGUUGUGGAGAAGAGGAAACCCUGCAAUAACCAUUCGUAAUGUUUCUUUGCAUGCUGGUGGUGGGGAGGGGAGACAGCUAGCUUUCCAUUAUUGGAUCUCAUGCUGUGGAAAUUCUUCCCUACUGCCACCAAUCUCCAGUUUUUUCAGGGGCAGUUCCCUCUGGUUGAUAUGGGUAGUGGGCUGUCUGCCAUUUUUUGUGCCCUUCCACUAGUCAUCCUGAGGAAUGCAGGUCUACUUCAUGGUGAUCAGAGCAGAGUUUUCAGGACUGCUACUCGGGAAAGGGUAGGAGAGAUGAGAUAGAUUUGUGCAAGUAUCCCAAGAUUUCUAAGUUAGCAUUUUUCCUUCCUGACAUCUGACAAUACUCUGGUGAGAUUACUGUGCUGAUGAGCUGAUGCAUUUUCACAGUAUACUCUUUGUAAUAAACAUAGUGUAGUUUGUCCUUGUUUUUCUAAACAUACUUUUAACUGUAGAAUUUAAUAAAAAAAACAAGUAUUAAAAUUAAUAAAGGACAGAUUAAAAAAGAUAUAAGAUGCAAUAAUUUUAGUCCACAUUUUCUUUAUUAUACAUGGAGAUAGAGAGAGAUGAGAACUCAGUGUCUAAUUUUCUUUAUUCAGUGAAUCAUUUAGUUUGUACUAGCUAGCCCAUCAAAGGAGGGGUGGUUUUUUUGGAUUUCUGAAUUGCAAAUAAUAAUAAUGGAAUUAUUUGUCAUCUUUCUUUACAUUUCCUAAAUAAUUUGUGAACUUUCAUAAAAGUUUAAUUUAGAAUUAUAAUAUCAUCACACAUAAUAAUGAAAUGUAAUUCUGACACAUGCCUGUAAAGUUGUAGAAAUAGUUGGUAAACCACAUAGCAAAGGUUGAAUGGUGAUAUGGGAAUUACAACUCUGUGGAAAUUAGAGUUGUAAUCUACAUUAAAUUGUAGUGUGUCAAAAUAAUACAUAUUUGGAUUUAUUUAUUAAUGAUGAACACUCAGUUAAAGUUAUUUAAAAAGCAUAUAAGAGAUGAACAUUGCUGUUUCUGGUAUAGUUCAAAAAGUAAAGUAAAAGCUUACUCAGAUUGAGCCCACCUUCUGGCAAUUUCAUGAACAUAUCCACAGAUUUCAUCGUGCAAUACAGACUAUUGUUUCCACUUCUCAGGCUAGCUUAUAGACUUGGUAUUUCUUGGUAAUUUCCAGUCCUGAUCCUAACAAGGUCCUGUUUAGCUUUCCAGGUCAACCAAGGUAGGCUAGAACUUGUCCUUCCUAAAAUGCAGGUUUUAUUGUUUCUAAUUAGUAAGCAAAUAAAGAUGCUGUUUCAAAUUCUAUGAAUGUGGACUGUAAAAAUCUGAGAAAAUUGGUAUAAAUUAGAACAAAAUAAUCAUAAUAUCAAUCUUAUCUCAUGCUUUUCUAAAGACUGUGCUGCAAAUUCUUAAAACUUGCAUUUGGUGCCAGAUUUCUAAUAACUUUACUUAUACUAUGAUACAAAUGCAGCUUAUAAUAAUCUAUGUGUCGGAUAUUCAUUAAACUCUCUUGCUAUAGUUUGUGAAGAUUUUAUGAAUGAAGAACAUAAUACAAUCUAGCAAAGAUUGUAGGAAUAUGUCAAAUUGUAUAUAUUUAUGUAACUAAAAAUCUUCAGUAGCAGAAAUACUAUUAAUUAUUUAUGGCCUGCACAUAUAAGCCUUCAGUAGUGUAGCAUACUAUGUUUGAAUAUCAUGCUAUAAAAAUACGUAUACAGCAGGAAAAUUGCAGUAUUUGACUUGCUUUUUAGUUGCUUGGAAGUCUUAUAAUCACUUUAUAUUUAACUACAAAACUAUGUGAAAUUAUAUAACAAUUUCUGAAUUUGUUAGAAGUGACAUUGUCCCAAUUCAAAAACAAAUUUAGGAAUAUUAAGAGAAACUAAAUUAAGAGAAAAUGUAUAGAUCUUAAGCACAAAUAGGCCUACCAUCUUUUGUAACUCUUCAUCUUGGUAAUUCCAUUGUGGCAGAAAAAUAUAUAUGCUUAGUAUUAUGUAUCUAAAUAAGUAAUGGAAAAUGAAGGCAGUAUAGUAGAUGUGAAAAUUCUUCUUUAUAAACUGGUAUGAUCUACAGUAGACAAUAGGAAAUGUUUGUGAACAGCAAUGAGUUUUGUAUGGGUAUUCAGGUUUUAUUCACCUGCCACUGAAUAGCCACAUGUUAUGAAAUUUAUUCUAAGUACUGGGAUGAAAAAUUCAUGAAAUAAUACAGGAAUCUAAGUGAUUUUAAGGGCAUUCUAGACAAAAUUGCAAAACAUUUCUUAAAGAAAUUUGAAUUCACAAAAUAGAGAGAAAAGUCUACUAGUGUUGUUUUACUUGUUUGGUAGGAAAUGUAUGUUUUUAGAGUUUACCAUGUAUUAUCUUUUUUCCUCAGUUUUCCUUAAGAGUUCAAACGAAAGACCGUAAGAAGAAAAACGUUUGAAAAAUAUUUAAAACAAUGUAUGUCAUAGGGUUCUUUCUAUAUGAAACAUUGCCAUUACAGAUAAUUUUUUUUCAACCCUCUGCUAAGUACCAGCUACCAAAUAUUUGAGUUUCUUGAUACUGGGAGUUUUAGCCAUCUCAUUUAGUCAGUAUAGCCAUUGGUUUCCCACUUGCUUUUUUACAUUCAGUAUCCAUUCAAAAACAAUAUUUUAUCAUUUUGUCUAUAUUUAUCAUUUCAAUAACAACCAGAUGCAUAAUACCGUAGUAAUUUGAUACCAUAAAGCAGUAACUCAUAAGUGGAGAAUAACAUAUCCCUUUUUAUUCAAUUUUUUUCCAUCUACCUGUUUUAACAUUUUUUAAAAUUAUAAACUAAUAUUCUUAAAUAAUUGAUUUGAGUAGGCAUAGCAUAGUUUUUUUUUUAAUUGAGUAUUAGUGUGAACCUUCUACUUUGAUUUGUCUUAAAGGAGAUUUUGCAGUUCUCUGUGAUCUCUGUACAGAUUUUGUGUGAAAUUUUGAUAGAGUCUCAGUUUGGUAUAAUUCAUUCAAGAAAUAGUUGAUGAGACAUUUAUAUUGUGUAUUCUGAAGCUUCUCAAAGCUUUGAUAUUUAAUCUAUACUAUCUUUGUUGCCAUUUUGUAUGAUUGCAAAAAAUCAGCAAAAUCUGUAGCUUUUUAAAAGUACAGUAUAUAUUUAUUGGCAUUUUUCCAUGUCCUUUUUGAGUUAUAUUGUAUUGUGCUGCCUGGAAUAAUCAAGUAUUUUAAAUGUAGAAAGUGAAAGAGAAUAAGCAGGAAAGCUUGCAAAUAUAUUAUAAAAUGUUAGAAAAACAUUCUUUAAAUAACCAAAAGUAGCUGAUGCUGCACUGUAACACUCAUAAUACUCUUGCUUUGGGCAUUUUGUUUGCUUGUUUUUGAUAAAAAAAUCCCCAAAUAUUUGCUUCAAAUUAAUCAAAUCAGCUCAUUUGCAUUUUAACAGUUCUUUUCUUCAAUACACAAGUGAAAUGCAUUUACAUCCAACUCCUUUACAGUUUUUAUUACAGUACAGGUAGUCUUUGACUUAUGACCACUCAUUUAGCAAUCAUUUAAAAUUGCAACGGCGCUGAAAAAAAUGAUUUACGACUGGUCCCAGCGCUUAACAAUUGUCCCCUUGGUCAUGUGAUUGCAAUCCAGGGCGCUUGGUAACUAGCUCACACUUUCAACAUUUACGGCAUCUCACAGUCAUGUGAUCACCACUUGCAUCCUUCUCAGCUGACCUUCGAUAAGAAAAGUCAAAGGGGAAACAAGCAGAAAAGUCACAAGUCACAGUCAGUGUUGUCUUGCUUAACCACCACGGCAAAAAAGGUUGUAAAAUCAGGUGCAGUCACAGGAUGCCUCACUUAAUUGUAUCACUUAAUGAUGAAUUUUCUGUUCCCUGUUCUAGUUGUAAGUCUAAAGACAAGUUAUACAAAUAGUUUGCCUAGAGCAGAAAGUAGAAGAAAGAUACAAAAUUACUUCUUAGCUAUGCAUCCAUAACUAUCAAUCAAACAUUAUCAAUGUUGUUUGUUGGCAAAGCAACAGUAAAGCGGGUCUGCACCUGUGGAUAUAGAAGCUUCUGGCAUUCCCCAUACAGGUAAUUCUUGACUUACGACCACAGUUGGAAUCUUGGUCAUUGAAUGCAGCUGUCAUUAAGCAUGACAACUUUGCUGAAUGAAUGAGAUGCUAGCAUUCCCAGUUGUAGUUGUUAAUCAGUCCCAGGUAAGGAAUGUGGGAUGCCUCAGGGGAAUGAGGAAGCCCUGGAGGCCUAGGCAAGCUAUGAGUUUGGGGUGUGCUCAGUGUGACACUGAGUGGCAGCCAUGGAAAGCUCACACCUCACCUGGCCCAUAAGCCCAGCCAAAGCUGCUGAGAUUUGGGAAGCCUUAUCGCCCAUAUAGCCCACCAGUGCAUGCAAAGUGCCCCACAUACCUUUGCCAUUUUUCUCCAGCUGCUGACAAGUAUGCCCACCUUAUGUGAGAUGCAGCCUUCUCACAGGCUGCCUCGUGCUGUUUUCCAAGUUAGCGCUAUUCUUGUAAUCUUUUGGAAGCCCUCCUCCAAAUUUUUUUGUACUGGAGCUGAAAAUCCUCUGUGCCAAAAUCCAGGCAGGGUUUUCAACUCCAGAGCAGAGAGGCUUCUAAAUUCUCAUCCCAGAAGUUCUUUGGGGUUGGCAUUGCAUGGGAGGGGGGGGGAGCUGAAAGCACUUUUCCCAGCAAAGGGUCAGCUCCAGCCACAUCUAGGAGCACUUGGGGUUUGCUUUGCACUGAGAAAAAGAAAACAACUUUUUGUCCUCACAGUUCAAAGUUGCAAAGAACUCUUGGCAGGAUUGGGGUUGGCUUUGAGCUGCAGACAAAGAAAAAGGUGCUUUCGGUUUCCCUUUUUUGCAGCACAAAAUCAGCCCCAUAUGGCCCAGCAAUGUGGCCAGGCAUGCCUCAUGAGCAGUAGGAGCAAGAAGAUGGUGGUGAAGGUCAGCUGAGGCAGCAAAACAGGGCAGCAGUGGGCCUAAAGCAGUGGUGAAAUGCUACCGGUUCGCACAAGUUCGGGCGAACUGGUAGUGAUAAAAACUACCGGUUCGGACAAACUGGUAGUAAAAAAAAGCUACUGAUUCCUCCUAACCAUUAUUUCCAACAAUCAGCUGUGCCGCGUGAUUUAAAAUAGCUAGAAAGCAGGAAAUCCUGCUUUCUAGUGAAUCUAAAUCAUGCAGCACAGCUGAUCUCCUCCCUUGCUGUUCUACUUACCUUCCCAAGCCUCCUUUUGGUGCAUACUGCGCAUGCAUACGCAUGUAAUGCACAUUUGGUAUGCACUGCACAUGCGCACGCAGUGUGCAUUUGGCACACAGCACACACAUGUGCAGCCAAUGAACUGGUGGCAAACCAGUUCAGAUUUCACCACUGGCCUAAAAGGCAUAGAUGGGAGGAGAGAGAAGUGCUUGCUAGUAGUUGCAGCGCCUUUGCAGUCGGAAGUGUGGCUGGAGUGCAAAAGACCCAAACUUUUGAUCUCAUGACUAAGGGGGCAUUUCGAUGGUUAUAACUUCAGGCAUGGUCAUAUACCUCUUCAUUCAGCACCAUUGUAAUUUUAAAUGGUUGCUGAAGAAAUGCUCUUAUUUGCAGAUAAGUUGAGAACUACCUGUGGUAUCUAAAAAUAUCAAAUAUGAUGAUGCCAAAUGAGUUAAGAGAUUGCUGAAAUUAAUACAAUUACAGGUAAUUUUAAUGAGUUAGGCGCUCAUGGCCUAACUGACUUUGUAAUGCAUGGACAUCCUUCAUAUUUCUUCUGCCUCCUUCCCUUUGCAAUAUAAAUGAAUCAUAAAAAUUCUAAGUUUGUCUGUAGUGAUAGGUGAAACAGAUAACAAACAAUGGCUAACAAACAAAAAUGAGAAUAUAGAUAUAUUAGCAUGCUAUAGCCAUUCUUAGGAAUCCUAAUUUUAUUAGUUUGGAUUCAUUUAUGGCUUUUGAUAUGAAAGUUUUAAAAAUUGAUCGUAUUUCUUGUGAACAUUUAGAAUCCAAUAACAAAAAAGGACAUACUGUUUCCUUCCAUGUUUGGUCCAUUAGGUACAUGUUUCUUGCUAUGGGGUUUUUAUUAAUUAUGAAUCUUAUCUAAAUUCAUAAAUAAGACAAAUAAAGCUGGAAGAAAGGUAGCUUUAUUUUAUUAUUUUAUUUUAUUUUAUUUUGGCUGAACUGGGAUCAUUUACUUAUGCUUUGAAACCUUAAUUGAAAAAAUGCUUAGUAGAUUUCAAAAUAGCAAAAAAUGAAUGUUAUAUUAGUGUCGGAACUAUGGUGGUUAAUUAACAUUAUUGGAAUAUUGCAUUUGUAUUACAAAUAUGUAAAUACACUUUAAUAUUAAAUCUCAGUCCUCAUGGAGUAAUAGGUGCUUCCAUUACAAUCUCUGCAAAUUUGUUUAAUAAGUUUUAAUGUAGCAUGGCUUAAGGUGAUUUUUUUAUACAUUAAAUAUCAAAACAAAACUAAACGUUGAGUUUUGGAUUGUAACACUCUAUAUUUAAAAACAUUUAAUUAAAUCUCUAGAGUUAAGAAUUGUGACAAAAGUUAUUUCUUUGAUUACUGAAUUUAUUCAUAGUAAUAUAGUAUUUAAAGCAAACUCAUUUGAGAACAAAGAUUAACUGGCAGUUCUCACUUAAUAAAUCUCAUUGACAAAAGUAUAUGGUGAUUUCAAAAACAAAGGACCUCUGCAUUUUGCCUUAAUUUGCACCUUUCAUCACUAUACAGCAAAUUACCAUUUAUUAUAUCAUGAAUUAAAUUCCUAACAUUUUAACUAUAAGAAAUUGGACAUGCCUUGCAUUUUGUGCGCUUAUAUUCCUGCUCUAAUCAUAUUUUAAUAAAUGGAAAAUUUGCCUGAUUUUUCAUGGCAGAAUAGUGUUUCAAAAUGCUUUACCAGCUAAUUGACUAUUUUGAAAACUUGGGCAAAAAAUAUUAUAGAUUUGAAAACUCAAUUUGUCCUAUAUUAGUAUUUUGUACUGUAAACAGUUGCAUGCAAACUCCAUGGUUUGAAAGAACAAUAGAAAACCAAUUUAGUGGCGGUAUUUAGAUGUUUUUAAGGAAACUUCAAAAUAUCACAAUGUUGCAAGAAAUCAGCUAUCUUUAAUGUAAUAACAUGAAAUGUAUGUAUUGUGGGUACAGGAUGUUGUUUUUUUAAUUCAUUCAGUUUAAAUUCUUCCUAUUUUCUAAUAGAAUAAACAUUUUUAGUUCCAUGUAUGAUUAGGGGGAAAUUAGACAAACUAUAAAAAAAUGAAUAAUUUUUAUAUUGAAAAUGUGUACUUGUGUUGCUGUAUACUUUCAACAUCUGCAUUUCUCUUUCGUAUGUCUAGUUUGUAGUGAGUGAAGAGCAAUUUCUGUAUAUAUAUAUAUAUAUAUAUAUAUAUUUAUAUUUUUACAUGCGUAUGUAAACAUUGGAUUCUGAAUAAAAGCACCACAGCAAGAUUAUUACCAUUAAAAAGCUGAGAUAUAUCUUGCUAUAUUUGUUAUUUCUGCAAAUACUCUAAUCCUAUUUUUUUAAACAAAAUAUGCAAAAGCUUAAUGAAUGGCAAGUGAAAAAGUUUAAAGCACAGGUAGACAAUCUGAUACCAUUCAGGUAAUAUAAUUCUUAUAAAUCAUAGCACUAUACAUAGAGAUUUGGAUUAUGGAAAUGUUUAAUUAUGUAGGAAAUAUAGAUUGCCUACCUCUGAUUUAAACUGUUCUGGAAAGGAAGUAACAUUUCAGUGAUCAAAUUAUAUAUGGUAUCAAUUUUUAUUUGUUUCUUUUUUAAAGGAUGCAAUUAAGAUUAUGAACUCUCUGAGUGUGAAAUAGGGCUGGAUUUUCUGAAUAUAUUAAAGUCUCUGCUAAAGUGUUUUUUGUAAUGUUUUUGUUUAAAAUAUAACAUUUUGAUUGUAUUGAAUUAUGUUAGUAUAUUUUUCCUUCUCAAAAAAAUAAAUAAAAGUAUAUUCUACUAAAUUUAAA